GAGGGGUCGAGCUGUACUUUGGGAUAGAUAAAAGGUUUGAAGUGUCUAAUUUAAAGUCGAGUCUCAAUCCGUUAGAUCCGAACAUUUAUUGAAACUCUACGUUUUACUCAUCUUCAUUGAGUCUCAAUUAUCACUCAAGGACAGCCAUUGAGGUUAUACAAACGACAAGAUGACCAAAAUUCUACUUACAGGCGGCUCCGGCUUCAUCGCCGCACACAUCCUCGAACAGCUCCUCGCGCGCGGCCACUCCGUCGUGACGACGGUCCGCUCAGAAGACAAGGCCCAGCGCAUUCGGGACGCCCACAAGGACCUCGACGCAUCCCGCCUCGAGGUCGCCAUCGUGCCCGACAUUGCGCGCGCAGACGCCUUUGACGAGGUCGUCAAGACGCCCGGCCUCGAGGCGGUGCUGCACACCGCCAGCCCUUUCCACUUCAAAUGGACCGACGCCCAGAAGGAGCUCAUCGACCCGGCCGUCGUCGGCACGACGGCCAUCCUCAAGGCGCUCAAGAGAGACGCGCCGGGCGUCAAGAGGGUCGUCGUCACGUCGAGCUUCGCGUCUGUGAUUGAUGAGGCCAAGACGGAGGACCCGAACACGACUUUUACGGAGGAAUUCUGGAACCCCGUCACAGUCGAGGAUAUCGGACGCAGUCCCGCGACGGCGUACCGCGCUUCCAAGAAGCUCGCCGAAAAGGCCGCGUGGGACUUUGUCAAGGACGAGAAGCCCGGUUUCGAUCUCGUCACGCUCACGCCGCCGCUCGUGUUGGGUCCUGUGGUACACCAUUUCGCGGACCUGAACAGCAUUAACACCUCCAACGAGCGGGUCGUGGACCUGGUCAAGGGGAAAUGGAAGGACGCUGUGGCGCCCACCGGUGCGGUGUACCUCUGGAUUGACGUGCGUGACCUGGCGCUCUCGCACAUCUUGGCGCUGGAGAAGCCCGAGGCUGGUGGAAAGAGGUUGUUUACGACGGCCGGGUGGUUCAGUAACGCCGAGAUUGCAAAGGUGGUGAGGAAGAAUUUCCCUGAGCUCGGGGAUAGGUUGCCUGCGGAGGGGACCAAGGGUGGGGAGCUGCCGCCCAAGGAUAAGGUGUAUGGGUACGACAAUAGCGUGACGGAGAAGAUUCUGGGUAUCAAGUGGAAGAGCUUGGAGGAGAGUAUUACUGAUUUGGUGAAGGAUAUUAAGGGGUUCGGGAUCUAGACUGCUGCGUCGAUAUGUGACUGUGAAAGAGAUAUCAAAUACGUCAGACAAAAAAAUUUCAACGGCCUCACCACUUUUUCUAUAUGAUAUUUCUCCUGAAAAGCCAUACAAGUAGUCACGAUAAGUUGCCAUGGC
Molecule: messenger RNA, 1330 nt
Organism: Colletotrichum godetiae
Lineage: Eukaryota; Fungi; Ascomycota; Sordariomycetes; Glomerellales; Glomerellaceae
Product: NAD dependent epimerase/dehydratase
Exons: 2
Coding region: 170-1195 (341 amino acids)
Molecular function (GO): oxidoreductase activity, acting on the CH-OH group of donors, NAD or NADP as acceptor
Source: RefSeq, a predicted model, not a curated record